Messenger RNA from Zingiber officinale, 2802 nucleotides. RefSeq names its product ABC transporter F family member 5-like. The record is from RefSeq and is a predicted model, not a curated record. The coding region runs from base 120 to 2258 and encodes 712 amino acids. Lineage: Eukaryota; Viridiplantae; Streptophyta; Magnoliopsida; Zingiberales; Zingiberaceae. The transcript is spliced from 9 exons. Gene Ontology annotation, molecular function: ATP hydrolysis activity; ATP binding.
UUCGAUAAAAACUAUCUGCGCUGCCUGGAGAUCUUUCGAGGGGCGGUGAGUUUCCUCCCAGUGAACUCCGGCGAGGGAGAGCGCUCGAGGAGUUCCUCCCGACCGAUCCAGCGCCGGCAAUGGAUCUCUCGAUCACGCCUCAGUGUUUCAGUUUACGAUCGGGGUUCCUCUCUGGCUCCCCUCUUUUGGACGCCGGAAAGGUCCGAAUCCUGCCGCGCGCUUGGUCGUCCUCGACUUCUCCUCCUCUUCCUCUGAGUAGGCGGUUUGUCGUGUCGUUCGCGAAAAUAAAUAGCUUUGCUAGACUUAGGAUCAGAAGAUUCGGAAUUCCCGCCCAAGCCUCCGCCGAUACCGCUGUUGCUGAAGCGGAUGCCGACCUCGAAUCCCUCUUCUCGGAGAGAGUUGUGGAGGAUUCAUCGAGGAAUCAAGGGAAAAAGAAGUCGAAUACUGGGGCGUCAAGCGUAUCGUCGGGGGUUAGGUUAGAAAACAUCAGCAAAAGCUUUAAAGGUGUGACAUUGCUGAAGGACGUCAGCUGGGAGGUCAAGAGAGGGGAGAAAGUGGGCCUUGUUGGAGUUAACGGUGCCGGGAAAACUACCCAGUUGAGGAUAAUUUCUGGACUGGAGGAGCCAGACUCGGGGAAUGUGAUUAAGGCGAAGGAAAGUAUGAAGAUUGCGUUCUUGAGCCAGGAGUUCGACGUUUGCCCUAGCAGGACAGUCAAGGAAGAAUUUUUGAACGCAUUUAAGGAAGAGAUGGAGGUCUCGCAGAGGUUGGAAAAGGUACAGAAGGCGUUGGAGAGCUCAAUAGAGGAUCUGUCCUUGAUGGGGAGGCUAUUGGAUGAAUUGGAUUUGCUCCAAAGAAGAGCUCAGGAUCUAGACCUAGAUGAAAUAGAUGUGAAAAUUAGUAAGUUAAUGCCCGAGCUUGGAUUUGUGCCAGAGGAUUCUGAUCGGUUGGUAGUUUCAUUCAGCAGUGGAUGGCAGAUGAGAAUGUCUCUUGGGAAAAUUCUACUUCAGGAUCCAGACUUGCUGCUUCUUGAUGAGCCCACAAAUCACCUUGAUCUAGAUACAAUUGAGUGGCUGGAAGUCUAUUUGAAAAAGCAAGAUGUGCCUAUGGUUAUCAUAUCUCAUGACAGAGCUUUCCUUGAUCAGUUGUGCACAAAAAUCGUGGAAACUGAUAUGGGAGUGUCCCGAACAUUUGUGGGUAACUACUCUGAGUAUGUGCUGGCAAAAGCAGCAUGGGAGGAAGCUCAAUAUGCAGCAUGGGAGAAGCAACAGAAACAGAUUGAGCAUACCAAGGACUUAAUAAACAGAUUAGGGGCUGGGGUUAAUGCUGGUCGGGCAUCUAGUGAAGAGAAGAAAUUAGAGAAACUUCAAGAAGAAGGACAAAUUGAGAAGCCUUUUCAAAGAAAGCAAUUAAAAAUUAGAUUCCCUGAGCGCGGAAGAAGCGGGAGGAUGGUCUUAACUAUCAAGAAUCUAAAAUUUGGAUAUGAUGAUAAGGUAUUGUUUAAUAACACAAAUCUUUUGGUUGAGAGAGGUGAGAAAAUAGCAAUUCUUGGUCCAAAUGGAUGCGGAAAAAGUACUUUGCUUAAGCUAAUUAUGGGCUUGGAGAAGCCUCUAGGUGGAGAUAUUUUUCUUGGGGAGCAUAAUGUGUUGCCAAAUUAUUUUGAACAAAACCAGGCAGAAGCACUUGAUCUUGGUAAAACUGUGCUUGAGACAGUUGAGGAAGCUGCAGAGGAUUGGAGAAUAGAUGACAUAAAGGGUCUCCUUGGUCGUUGUAACUUCAAAUCAGACAUGCUUGACAGAAAAGUUUCUCUUUUGAGUGGUGGAGAAAAGGCACGACUUGCUUUUUGCAAAUUUUUGGUAAAACCAUCUACUUUGUUAGUUUUAGAUGAACCUACCAAUCAUUUAGAUAUACCAUCAAAAGAGAUGCUAGAGGAAGCUAUAUCUGAGUAUCAAGGUACUGUCAUCACUGUUUCACAUGAUCGUUACUUUAUAAAACAGAUUGUGAAUAGAGUGGUGGAGGUGAAACAUGGGCAAUUGCAAGACUAUGCUGGUGAUUACAAUUAUUAUCUGAACAAGAAUCUUGAGGCUAGAGAAAGAGAACUAGAACGCGAGGCUGCUCUUGAAGAAAAAGCUCCAAAAAUAAAAGCCAAAUCUAAGAUGUCUAAGGAGGAGAAAGAAGCUAGAAAGAAGCAAAAGAUGAUGGCUUUUCAACAAGCAAAAGCAAAGUCUAAAGGAUCGAAGAAUGCAAAGCGCUGGAAGUGAUGUCAACAAAGGAAUGAAAAUGAUGUGCGGUGCUUGAACAACAAUAACGUAGCUGAUUCAUGCACACAAUACUAUCAACACUAUAAUCAAAAAGGUCACAUUUGUACAUAAUACAUACACCUCUCAGCAAUCGUAUACUUGCCGUGGGGCUCAUAUAGUUGUCCUAAAAUCACAGGUCGCCACCUUUCUUAUCUGAUUACUCCUUGUGCAUCGUUAGCUAUUACAAUAAAUGAAAAACUAGAGUUUUAGCUCAUCUGUUGUAAGCUGUACAUUGUAUUAACAUUCAUUGAGAUGCACCGGGCCUCCAGUUGCAUGGGCUUUAUAAACAUUAGUUAUAUGCUCCAUUUGAAGAGACAUCUGUCAUUUCUUGGAGCAUGAGUUGUGACUGCUCCUUUUGUGUACCAUUUCAUGUUGUACUGUAGUCGCCCACAAUGCACUUUGUAUAAAUUUUAUUCAGUUUAAGCAUAUUGAAUGAACAGUGCAGUUCACUGAUACUCUUUUCUGAGAAAAGAAAAAGAAGAGGCAUCGUAUGUUUAAGCGACUA